GAGCAGCCCUCAUUCACUCCGCUUGCGUAGCCUUAUAACCCUGUGCAUCUGAACAUUGUUUAGCCUUUGACGACUUACACACGAACUCUCAUGGCAUCCACCUCGAAACGCAAUUAUUUUGGAAAGGGCUCAGUAGAAGUCACUACUGGAGAAAGCAAAGCGCGUCGCCUGGCUAUCACGGCAGACAAGCUUGUCACGCAGCCGUUCGAGGGCAUCGACACGAUUCCAGAUGUUCUCGCCUACGCUGCUCGCACUCACGGCACAAAGAAUGCCAUGGGGUGGAGAGAUAUCGUCGAUAUCCACGAGGAGGAGAAAGAAGUGAAGAAGACGGUGGGAGGCAAGGAAAUCAAAGAGAUCAAGAAGUGGAAAUACUUCCAGCUCAGCAACUUCAAUUAUAUCAGCUUUGUCGAGGUCCAGGAGAGAGUUUCAGAGAUUAGUCGUGGACUCGUUCACUUUGGCAUUACUCCGGAGGACAUUUUCAAUGUUUAUGCUCAAACUAGCGUAAACUGGCAGUUGAUGUCGCAUGCCUGCGUGUCAAUCUCAACUUCUGUUGCUACUGCAUACGAUACCCUUGGCGAAUCCGGUUUGACCCAUUCUCUUAACGAACCCAACUGUGUUGGCGUAUUUACCAAUGCCGAACUCCUUCCUACACUCUUGCGCGUCCUCGUAAACACACCUUCUGUCAGACUAGUCAUUUAUGACGGCCAAGCAGCUUCUUCUGUCCUCGAUGACCUGCGCAAAGUUCGGGAGGGCGUUCAAGUACUAAGUCUCGACGAGUUACGUGAAGUCGGGAAAGAGCAGUCUGUAGACGUCUUGGCCGACAGAAAACCAACUAAAGAUAAGGUGGCCCUUAUCAUGUAUACCAGCGGUACCACUGGAGCGCCUAAAGGUGUCGUCCUCACCCACGGCAACGUGAUUGCUUCUGUUGGCGCCGUUCACACUCUCAUUGGGCACCACUUCUUACCUGAGGAUUCUUUCCUUGCGUAUCUCCCUUUGGCGCACAUCCUUGAGUAUAUCGUGGAGCUGUCUCUUUUCUUCUCUGGAAUGACGACAGGCUAUGGUCGCGUGAAGACCCUCACUGAUGCUUCUGUCCGAAAAUGCAAAGGAGACAUUGUUACAUUCAAACCAAGUAUUAUGGUCGGCGUCCCUGCUGUCUGGGAAACGAUCCGCAAAGGCAUUGUUGGCAAGAUUAAUUCGAGUGGAACGAUAAAGAAGAGUGUUUUCAACAGUGCAAUGGCGGUCAAGAAGGCGAAUGUCCCGGGUCUCAGCCAAUUUGUCGACAGUGCCGUACUUAGCAGUGUCAAGCAAGCUACUGGUGGAAGACUUCGCCUCGCGCUUAGCGGAGGAGCUGCACUCAGUCGCGAAACUCAGGAAUUCUUGUCUGUUGCUCUUGUGACGAUGUUGCAAGGUUAUGGCAUGACAGAGUCAUGUGGAAUGUGCGCUGUCCUCCCCCCUGAACAUAUGCAAUAUGGCUCUGUUGGACUCCCUGUUCCCUCAAUCGAGAUUAAAUUCCUGGACGUUCCUGAUGCUGGCUAUUUGUCUACUAACAAUCCUCCUCAAGGUGAAGUUUGCAUCAGAGGUCCAUCGGUCACCAAGGGUUACUACAAGAGAGACGACUUGAAUAACGACGAAUCCAUCUUUACGAAGGAUGGAUGGCUCAGAACUGGCGAUGUCGGUCAAUGGAACCCUGACGGGACCCUGUCCUUGAUUGAUAGAAUCAAGAAUCUCGUCAAGUUACAGGGUGGCGAGUACAUCGCUCUUGAGAGACUGGAAUCCACGUACAAAGCCUGCAAUCUCAUUUCCAAUAUCUGCGUGUAUGCAUCUGCGGACGCUAAGCAACCUAUUGCCGUCGUCAUUCCCCACGAAUCAAAUCUCCGCCAUGCUCUCGAGGCCAAGUCGGUAGCGGUGGAUUCGUCAGCACACUUGCCUGACUUGUGCAAUGACAAGACUGUCAAAGAAUUGGUUUUGAAAGAGUGCAACGCUGUUGGUAAGAAGAAUGGGUUUAAACCAAUGGAAAUUCUGCAGGCAAUUAUCUUGACAUCGGAGGAAUGGACACCUGAGAAUGGUCUCACCACAGCUGCCCAGAAGAUUCAGCGGAGCAAGAUCGCGAAGAAGUUUGAGAAUGAGAUCAAGGAGGCAUAUAAGAACCAAUGAGUCAUUUCGACAUGUAUUGUUCAGUGUCAUUUUUUGUUUGCUUGGGAGUUUACUGUUACAGUAUGUACGCAUAAGUUUCCGGACUCAUUAAAGGUCCCAUCAGUUACCAAUCUUCCCGGCAUGGUGCUGCAAGGCAGAGCUUCUGUUAUCUGUUUUCCUUCUACGGUAUACUGUCUAUAGAUGUAUUGGGUAUCGUAAGGGACUGUCAUUUACACGCACCAAUUGAUUACCUUGAAUUUCUUG
Serpula lacrymans var. lacrymans S7.9 is the source of this 2397-nucleotide messenger RNA. RefSeq lists its product as uncharacterized. The record is from RefSeq and is a predicted model, not a curated record. The transcript is spliced from 6 exons. Gene Ontology annotation, biological process: long-chain fatty-acyl-CoA metabolic process; long-chain fatty acid metabolic process. Gene Ontology annotation, cellular component: endoplasmic reticulum; lipid droplet; plasma membrane. Bases 91 to 2154 code for a protein of 687 amino acids. NCBI's taxonomy places the organism in Eukaryota, Fungi, Basidiomycota, Agaricomycetes, Boletales, Serpulaceae. Gene Ontology annotation, molecular function: long-chain fatty acid-CoA ligase activity.